UCGUUUCGUGCUUGGCUUGCAGUUCGUGCUACGAGUACUGCAAGGUACGUUCAUGCAUCCAGAGCAUCCAGAGCUUUGAGAGGAGCCACCUAUCCAGAAGCAACAAGGCUCACAAAACGAAAGCUCCAAAGCAAUCAAUCAAUCAAUCAAAGAAACAAGUAAACAACCCUUCAUAUCAACCAUGAGCAACAAUAACACUACAGCAGUCAGCAUGGGAGCACCAGUGGACAACCUCAAGAAUGUCAAACAAGGCCACUCUUUCCUGGGCUGUCUCUGUGACAUGAGGAGAGCAGUCAUCAUGCUGGACACUCUGGGCUUCAUUUUAAGUAUCAUUGGCCUUGUGGCUGUCCUUAUAUAUGAUAAGUAUGGAACUGAAGAAGAUAAGAAGCUUCUCAUGCUUGAAAACUACGACUUUGGGGCUCUUAUUGCCAUUUACAGUGCUGUCAUCAUCGCCCACUUGAGUGGAAUCAUUGGUUCCCUGACAUUCACCAUUUGUCCUAUUUUGAUCACCAUUGGAAUGAACAUUACCUAUGCUGUUCUUUCUGGCUUGGACAAGAACUGGGUUAGUCUUGGGGUCUACAUCUUCCUCCUGUAUCCACAUGUUGUCUUGUGCAAUGAGCUUGCCAGGGGUAUCAUGACCAAGGAAAACUACCGCAGCCAAGAACGCCAGUCUUGUUGUUGUGUGUAGGGUGGGUAGUGAAGCACUGCAUGCAUGUCAAAUAGAAGUGAAACAGUAAUAAAAACUAGAGAUACAAUGUUAGAGAACCU
Seminavis robusta is the source of this 768-nucleotide messenger RNA. Lineage: Eukaryota; Bacillariophyta; Bacillariophyceae; Naviculales; Naviculaceae. The record is from the annotation of a GenBank genome assembly.